AUGCAAACCUCGCUGCAGAGAAGAAACCACCAACCAGAUGACCAAGGAACAGUAAGGUUUCCGUUCCAAUUCACCAUCCCCAGCCACAUCCUCAUCCCCAAAAGCGGCGGCGCUUCGGCCAUAGAAAUGGUCCACCCGCUCCCCCCUUCGCUCUACAUCGAUGCCGGCAGCGUCGUCCCCCCAUCGAUCGAACGGAAUAACUUCCGUGGCGAAUGUAGGAUCACAUAUACGCUGCAUGCCUAUCUCAUGUGCGACGGCAGGCCGACCACGGGGACGUUCCGGCAUAUCAUGCUGUUUCCGACGCAGGAGCCCCAGCCGCCCUCAUGUACGAGCGAUUUCCCCGGGGAUUAUAUAUUAUCACGAUCAGCUGUGCUGAGGACCGGGAUGCUUUUUCGACGGCGGGGUUUACUAUCUGUAGAAACAAGGGAGCCGGCGCCGCUUGAGAUGAGUAGGGGAAAGAGCGGGGCAUCGACUACCGUCAAUCUGACGCUUAGAUUUCGCGAGUCGCGAGAGAUAAGGAGCUCGUGUGGGUCCAUGCCGCUGGCGACUCUGGCUUUUGGUGUGGUUUCUUUAAAGUUGAAGCAGACGACGUUCAUCUCUGUUGAGCCCCAACGACGUUUGCCAGCAACCCGAGACCUAUUGACGUCGACGGUUAUGGUGAAGGAUACGAAGAUUAUCAACGAGCAGUCGCGGAAGAUGAAAUUUUCGCCGUGGAUGAAAUGGUUUGCUGAUAAUUCCUUUUUCUAUUGCGUCCGCACAAUGACAGCUCAAGAAAGACGGGCUUGGGAAACGAAAGUAACGCUCGUUUUCACGUAUUCAGAUGAUAAACGUCCUGUCCCCACUUUUAGCUCGGCGCUGGUAUCCCGGCGGUAUAGCGUUCGCAUCGCCCUGCAUAUGGAAGGGGUUUACCACAGGGCUUUGGAGUUGGAAGUACCACUUCAGAUCAUCUAUAGGGGACAUGGGCAGGUCCCAUUGCCGAACGAAGGCGAAUUUGGGAAUUCAGAACCUGCGCUGUCUGAUGAAACACUGAUGCUGUCGGGGGAAUCGCGAUCUGAUACUGCGACUCCAGACGACGAACAGGCACCAGAUUAUGUUCGGUGA
Messenger RNA from Histoplasma capsulatum G186AR, 1101 nucleotides. RefSeq lists its product as uncharacterized. The coding region runs from base 1 to 1101 and encodes 366 amino acids. NCBI's taxonomy places the organism in Eukaryota, Fungi, Ascomycota, Eurotiomycetes, Onygenales, Ajellomycetaceae. The transcript is spliced from 2 exons. The record is from RefSeq and is a predicted model, not a curated record.